GAAAGAGUGCACAUUAAAAUAGUGCUAUUUCUUUUUAAAUUGCAGUGCCCACAGCACCAUCUCCUCCAAUCAUCAUCCACCACCUUCUCCUUUUCUUUCUCUCUCUCGUUUGGUAUUCCUGCUUUUCCCUUCUCAAAUUCAUCAUCUUUUUUCUGUUUUCCCUAAAGAAAAGGGUAGAAAUCGUCCUCAAGUAACCCCUUUUUCUCCUUCACAUAACCCAAAGAUCCAAGAAUUCAACACAUACUCUUUCCUAUUUUGGAGAGAGAAGGGUUUUUUUUGUGUAUUUUCUUUACCAUUUCAAGCUUUUUAGGAAACCCCCUUUGCAUACACAACACUCUGUCUUCUCAUUUUUUAACUACCAACUGCCUUUUUCCCCUUUCCUAAACGAUAUGUCAAGAACUUCCCUGUUUUCCAAUUUUAGAAAUCAUCCCCCAAUUUCUGUUAUCAGUUCAGACUUCAGAUCAUGUUCAAUGUUUCUAGGGUUUUCUUGAUGUUUAUCAAUCUAAUUUCGGGAAUAUAUUGUGGUUAAGUUUCAAAAAGGUGUGUCUUUUAAAGAUUCCUCAGGUGGUUGGGUGGUUGCCCAUAGCAAACAGAAAAAAAAAAAAAAAAAAACUAUUCUGAUUCCUUUAAAAUGCGUCUUGAUUUUUAACCUUCCUACAUUUGCUCCCCUGUUUUUUCUCUGCUCCUAAUUUUCUAAUAUAAACUUCUAAAAAUCCGAUCUUGAUUGUUUGGGGUGCUUUAAUUAAGUUUCAAUGAAGUGGGUAACAGACAUCCUUUCGAAUUCGUCAAGUUGGAUGAUGGAAGAUAGCUUAAAGAGCAGAAUAUGGACUCCUCUUGAGAACAAAUUGUUCGAGAAUGCGCUUGCAAAGUUUGAUAAAGACACCCCUGAUCGGUGGCAGAGAGUGACGGAGAUGGUCCCGGGGAAGACGGUGGCUGAUGUGAUGCGACAGUAUAAGGAAUUGGAAGAUGAUGUGAGCAGUAUUGAAGCAGGGCUAUAUCCGAAGUCUCCGCCGUAUGGCGGCGGAGGAAAGAGGUCUCCGGUGGAUGUGGUCGCUGCCGGUCGCCCUGUUGAACAAGAAAGGAAAAAGGGAGUUCCGUGGACAGAAGAAGAGCACAAAUUGUUUCUAUUGGGGCUAAAGAAGUAUGGAAAAGGAGAUUGGAGAAAUAUAUCAAGAAACUACGUUGUGACAAGAACACCAACCCAAGUUGCAAGCCAUGCUCAGAAGUAUUUCAUCCGGCAACUUUCGGGUGGGAAAGAUAAGAGAAGAGCAAGCAUUCAUGAUAUAACAACAGUGAACGUUAAUGAAAAUCAAAACUCAUUGCCAAAAAAUAAAAGAACAUCACCGGAGCAAUGUAAGUUUCAGUGGAACCACCCCGGUGGUGGUGGUGGUGAUGCAGCCAUGGCAUUCAACCAAACAAAUGGGAGCAUGUUUAUGUCUCCGAGAUACAGAGAUAAUGGUGGUUUACAUGAAUUUUAUGGUGGAUCUCAGAGCAUGGUUUUUCAGAUGCAACCUGCGAUGCAUUACCCUCAUGGAUGAGCCAACAUUUUCGUUUGAUAACAUAUGUAGUGAUUAUUGAAAAUGAUUGUUUCUCUUUUUUGUUUGAUUUAAGUAGUUUGUUACUUUGUUUAUAUGUUUUAUUUUUUGAGUUUUUUUGAUCACUCUCUUGUUGUGUUAUCUAUAAUGUGAAUAUCGUAGUUUUUUAGCAUCUUA
Messenger RNA from Lactuca virosa, 1712 nucleotides. NCBI's taxonomy places the organism in Eukaryota, Viridiplantae, Streptophyta, Magnoliopsida, Asterales, Asteraceae. The record is from the annotation of a GenBank genome assembly.